AUGGUCAAGAACCUGCUCAUCAUCUCAGCUCUUCUCGCUAGCGCCCACGCGACCGUCCUCUUCGAUGGACGUUUGGGGGCCAACUAUACAGCCAGCAACCUAGAGGCAUCUACUGGACCGUAUCUUAGUGUCGUGAAAGGCAGUGCGAACGCCACACAGUAUACAAGCGUGUCGUAUGGAACCGGAACACCUCUCUGGGGCGCAGUUGACCGUCCUAUACUCAUCACUAUCGACAACUCCUCAAUCUUCAUUCCCGGAGGCUCGACUCCUCAACUUGGCUUCCGGCGCACAGACUUGAUCGCCCAACCCUCCGCUCCAGGUGCCAAUAGGACAGCAUUCAACGACGAAGUGCUGGAAGCUGGGAACACGACUUUCCACUUUUCUGUUCAGGCAGAUCUGAGCAACCCUCUCAACCUUGCGCACGAAUAUCAAGUCGUCUGGAUAGAGCCCAACGAUGGCUCGCACGUCUUCGACUUACAGAUAGGGACACCCUUCAACACUACAGCAACGCCCGAAUCUCAUCAUCUAAAGGUUCGCUCCAAGAACGGCACCGUCGUCUUCUCAACUCCUUUCACGCCGACCGUAUGGCACAACUUCGCCGUUGCCGUCAACUGGGAUGCGCUCACGCUGGAGGCGGCUUACUCGACUGAAGACGAUAAGCUUCGACGGGUCACUGCAGUCGAAUCGAACGUGGGUGCGGUCAGUGGGCCCACCGGUCAGGGCGACUUCCAUAUCGCGGUUUUGAAGCUACCUCUUAUUGACCCCAAAGACACUCCCUCGGAGCAAGCCGACGUAGUACAUUUCGGCAUCCAGGAGGGCACAAAAGAGGGCCUGUCCUUCUCGGGAGUGUUUGUUGAGCGUGUCUGA
Messenger RNA from Peniophora sp. CBMAI 1063, 867 nucleotides. The record is from the annotation of a GenBank genome assembly. Lineage: Eukaryota; Fungi; Basidiomycota; Agaricomycetes; Russulales; Peniophoraceae.